Messenger RNA from Rosa chinensis, 444 nucleotides. RefSeq lists its product as uncharacterized. Bases 1 to 444 code for a protein of 147 amino acids. Lineage: Eukaryota; Viridiplantae; Streptophyta; Magnoliopsida; Rosales; Rosaceae. The transcript has a single exon. Gene Ontology annotation, molecular function: nucleic acid binding; RNA-DNA hybrid ribonuclease activity. The record is from RefSeq and is a predicted model, not a curated record.
AUGGCUGCAGCUGGUUUUGUCAUUAGAAACCAUUCUGGCUCCCCUGUGGUGGCUGGAACUAGGAAGAUCGGCUCUACUACUGUUCUUGUGGCAGAGUGUAGCGCGCUCAAAGAUGGUCUCCUCCAUGCGCUGCAUCUCAACUGCUCUAACAUGCUAGUAGAGGGUGAUUCAAAGCUGGUGAUCGACUGUGUUAACAAGAUUAGUGACCCUCCUUGGAAAAUUCGUUCUCUUGUUCGUGACAUCCAAGACAUCUCUAGUAUGUUUGAGGAAAUCUCUUUCUCUCAUAUUCCACGUGAAGCAAAUUUUGUGGCUGACACAUUGGCCUCCCUUGGUCAUCAAUCUCUGGAUGCGAUUAUAUGGCGAGACAAACUUCCUCUUUUGGCUUGCUCGGCUUUUAAUUUAGACCAAUUUAAUUUUGGUGUAGUUGGAGGCUUUGUGUUGUAA